Messenger RNA from Fusarium odoratissimum NRRL 54006, 2954 nucleotides. RefSeq lists its product as uncharacterized. Gene Ontology annotation, biological process: RNA processing; mRNA 5'-splice site recognition. The transcript is spliced from 3 exons. Gene Ontology annotation, molecular function: protein binding. Bases 1248 to 2318 code for a protein of 356 amino acids. NCBI's taxonomy places the organism in Eukaryota, Fungi, Ascomycota, Sordariomycetes, Hypocreales, Nectriaceae. Gene Ontology annotation, cellular component: U2-type prespliceosome; commitment complex; U1 snRNP. The record is from RefSeq and is a predicted model, not a curated record.
GCUAGACAAGUACAGACCUGCUUGCAUCAAAUUCCCUGGUAGCACCGAUUUACGGCUAUUUUGCGCGUCUUGACUUGAGCACGUGCAUCGGAAGUUCUUUAGCCAGUGACUAACCCAGAAAGUACCUGGAAAAAAAAGAGCUUGUCUGCGGCGCGAACUACCAGCCCCUGCCUUUCGCGACAGACGUGAGCCUCAAGCGUCAUCUCCUAUCUACAAACUUCUCAGCUUCAAACCCGCACCGCGAGAUCGAAUAUUUAUCGCUAAUUUCUUAAUAUCAAUUAAAUUACGCGAUUCUGGGAGACGAAGCACUAAACACUCCAACGUCAUGAGCGACUUCGGUCAUUUCGGCUCCGAUGAGGAGUACGCAACUGUGCGCAAGCACAAUGCUGAGGUGGAGUCCGACCCCGAUAACUUCGAGCACUGGGAGAACCUCAUCAAAGCUUGUGAGACAUUGGAGGGUGGCUUGAAUCGCAACUCAAGUCCUCAAGCACUAGCAACCUUCCGCGAUGCCUACGACAGAUUCCUCAUUAAAUUUCCUCUGCUCUUUGGUUAUUGGAAGAAAUAUGCCGACAUGGAGUUCAACAUUGCCGGCCCCGAGUCUGCUGAGAUGGUAUACGAGAGAGGAUGCGCGAGCAUCACCAAUUCUGUCGACUUGUGGACGGACUACUGCUCCUUCAAGAUGGAGACGACCCAUGACCCACACCUCGUCAGAGAGUAAGUUCCAUUUGGAUGGUUUCCUUCCCCUUCCCUUAACAUGCCUUCUGGCGCAGUAUUCCCGCUUGACCUGAGUGGUCUCGGUCGACAUAUCCGCGAGGGCUCUACACUCUACUAUCAAAAGUGUCUGAUGGUGAGAUAUGCCUGCGAUAGCCCCUUUAGCCGGGACGCUUUCUCACGCUCCCUACCAGGCUCUGUUGAUGCUCAAUCCGUGCUCGUUCUAAACUCCAAAGUCGUCCCUGCGUUACACGUCACCCGCACCUGCUCGGUAGAACAUGAUAUCGGUUUUGCUACUCACUCGCACAACCAUCUUCCCCUCUGUAUUGAUCCUCUCCACCCUUUCCCCUGAGUUAUCCCUUCCGCAAUGAGCUCACUUGCUAACCUUUUUCUCUAGACUCUUUGAGCGAGGAUCAGCCUUUGUGGGACUCGAUUUUCUUGCCCAUCCUUUCUGGGACAAGUACAUUGAGUACGAAGAGCGUCAGGAAGCACAAGACAAAAUUUACGCCAUCCAUGCACGAAUCAUUCGCAUACCAAUGCACCAGUAUGCACGUUACUACGAGAGGUUUCGAUCGCUAUCCCACAAUCAACCCAUCACAGAGGUGGUGUCUGCCGAAGAUCUCUCACGUUUCAGGGCGGAGGUUGAGGCUGAAACAAUUGCUUAUGGCGGCGGUCCUAAGGCUGAGCUGGAGAUUGAGCGCGAUGUUCGUGCAAAGAUCGAUGCCAUGUACUACGAAAUUUUCACCGCGACGCAAACUGAGGUAUCGAAGCGCUGGACCUACGAAUCGGAGAUUAAAAGACCCUACUUUCACGUUACCGCUUUGGAACACAAGGACUUGGUAAACUGGCGCAAAUACCUGGAUUUCGAGGAAGCUGAAGGUGAUUUUACACGAACCGUUGCUUUGUAUGAGCGAUGUCUUGUCACAUGCGCUUAUUACGAUGACCUCUGGUUCCGAUAUGCCCGGUGGAUGAGUGGCCAGGAAGGCAAGCAAGAGGAAGUUCGCAACAUCUAUGCACGUGCUUCGACGAUGUUCGUGCCUGUUAGUCGACCAGGCAUUCGACUGCAAUGGGCUUACUUCGAAGAAAGUGCUGGCCGAGUUGACGUUGCUCUUGACAUCCACGAGGCAAUCCUUCUGAGGCUACCGGACUGCGUCGAGGUCAUUGUGUCAUGGGCCAAUGUUCAGCGACGACAGAACGGCCUUGACGCUGCUAUUCAGGUGUUUAAGGACCAGAUCGACUCUGCUACGGUAGACAUGUACACCAAGGCUGCUUUGGUUGCAGAAUGGGCUCUGUUGCUCUUGAAAGCCAAGGGUUUGGUGGAAGAGGCUCGCGGGGUUUUUGUGAAGAACGUACAGUGGUGUGCGGACAGCAGGUUAUUCUGGGAUCGAUGGUUCAAGUUUGAGUUGGAUCAGCCAACGAGCGCCGAGAAUGAAGCUCAACACAGUGAGCGCAUGAAGAAAGUAUUCGACGAGCUUCGAGAACGAAGCCGACUCUCCCCAUCAGUCAAGAAGGACUUGACCCAAGUAUAUCUCACGUACUUGGUCGAGAGAGGCGACAAGGAUGCCAUGAAGGUAUUCUUGCAAAUCGAUAGAGAAAUCUUUGGGUAAGUUGCUAUGCUCUCCGAUGCUAUUGAAUACUAACUAACAGUCUAAAGGCCAUCGUCGGUAGCCAAACUCUCUACAGGCAGCGGCAAGGAGAAUGGGGCUGCAAAGGGAGAGCUGGACGAGGCUAGCAAGCAGAGGGCCGAGGCCCAAUACUCUCAUUUCUACGAGACUCAUGGUGAACCAGACGCUGAUGCGCAGGGCAACGCAGACUUCAACUGAGGAUGAAAAAUAUGGUGGACUGAACUGGACGUGAAAGGUGUUCGAGGCGCUGGUAUCCAGGAGGACUUAAUCAAGUUGUGGGGCACUCGAGUUGUACUAUAAACGAAACGGCGCCCCUGCAUAUACAAUAGCAGAGGUGGCUUGGAUGAACCUGGAGGAUAAGGUACGGCUAUUCAGCAUAUUGCUGAGUCUUGGAAGUUGGAAGUUGCCUUAAUUUGGCGGGCAGAGAAUUAUUCUUGACGACAUAUCACAAGUUGUAGAAGAAAUCUAUAUAUAUCCUUGAGCAUGAAGCUGUUGAUGAGUGGAACAUUGAACUGGUGUCUGGUCCAGAUCUUGUGGGGUAACGAGCACUUGCAUUAGUUUCUUAUUAGGAGAAGCCAUUGGCAGCACUCGCCGACUUGAUAGAAAUGUUCUGUCUCC